AUGGCCCCCACCGUCAAAGUCGGCGACACCGUCCCGUCCGGCACCUUUGCCUACAUCGCCUACACGCCCGACCUCGACGCGCACUCCGCGUGCGGUUUCCCGACGAAGCUGUCCACGGACGACUGGAGGGGCAAGAAGGUCGUCCUCUUCUCCGUCCCGGGGGCGUUCACCCCCACCUGCCACGUCAACCACCUCCCGCCGUACCUCGACAAGUACGACCAGUUCAAGGCCAAGGGCGUCGACGUCAUCGCCGUCAUCGCGGCCAACGACGCGUUCGUGAUGAGCGGCUGGGCGCGCAUGAUGGGGCUCAAGGACAAGAUUCUCGCGCUCUCCGACGGGGACGCCAAGUGGUCCAAGUCCCUCGGUCUCGACAAGGAUCUCUCCGCGAUCGGCUUUGGCACGCGCACGGACCGGUACGCGAUCGUGCUCGACGACCUCAAGGUCACAUACGUCGAGGUCGAGCCGGGAUCCGAGGUGUCGGUCUCUGGUGCGGAUGCCGUCCUGGCGCAUCUGUGA
Molecule: messenger RNA, 516 nt
Organism: Fibroporia radiculosa
Lineage: Eukaryota; Fungi; Basidiomycota; Agaricomycetes; Polyporales; Fibroporiaceae
Exons: 5
Coding region: 1-516 (171 amino acids)
Biological process (GO): cellular response to oxidative stress; hydrogen peroxide catabolic process; cell redox homeostasis
Cellular component (GO): cytoplasm; mitochondrion; peroxisome
Molecular function (GO): thioredoxin peroxidase activity
Source: RefSeq, a predicted model, not a curated record